GAAAGGCAUAAAACUAUCACUAUACGCAAAACUAACAUGGGAAAUUGAAACGCCGAGUUAAACUAUCAUACGCUCUCUCUAUUUAAACAGCUUAUCUAUUUGCUUUGUGAACUCACAAAUUCUCUUGGUCUUAAAUUCCAAGAAAGAACUUUGAAAACACAGAACACAAAUAUGGGCUCACAAGGCACAAUACCACCUAUUCAUGUCUUUAUGAUCUCAUUCCCAGGCCAAGGCCAUGUCAAUCCUCUACUUAGACUUGGCAAACUUCUAGCUGCCAAAGGUAUUCUCGUUACCUUUUCUACAACCGAAAGUCACGGUGCUCAAAUGAGAAAAGCCAAUAAAAACAUAAGUGAUGAGCCAACUCCCUAUGGUUCAGGUAUGAUAAGAUUUCAAUUCUUUGAUGAUGCUUGGGAUUAUUCUAAGCCCGAGGGAACCGACCUCGGGUUAUACAUGCAACAUCUAGAGUCAGCGGGUACAGAACGCCUCAAUCAAAUGAUUGAGGAAAACGAGAAACAGGGUCGCCCUGUUUUUUGUCUUAUAAAUAAUCCUUUUAUUCCUUGGGUUUCUGAUGUUGCUGAAAGUCUUGGAAUUCCUAGUGCUGUCCUUUGGGUUCAAUCUGCUGCUAGCUUUUCUUGUUAUUACCAUUAUCUCCAUAAAUUAGCUGAAUUCCCUACUGAAUCAAACCCCGAGCUUGAAGUUCAACUUCCCGCUAUGCCUCUACUCAAACAUGACGAAAUUCCUAACUUCUUGCACCCUUUUUCUUCUUCUCGCUAUAUUAUGUUGAAAAAGGCUAUUUUGGGUCAAUUCAAAAAAUUAUCUAGUCCAUUUUGUAUACUAAUGGAUACUUUCCAAGAACUUGAACUUGAACUCGUUGAGCAACUUUCCAAAAUAUGUCCUAUUAAAACUAUCGGUCCAUUAUUCAAGCACCCUAAAUUAGUUUCCCCUAAUGGAUCCUCACAAGAUUUUCGUGGCGAUUUGUUCAAAGCCGAUAGCGGUGUAAUACAAUGGCUCGAUUCAAAACCAAUGUCCUCUGUUGUGUAUAUUUCAUUUGGGAGUAUAGUCUUAUUGAAGCAAGAACAAGUUGAUGAAAUGGCCUAUGGGUUGUUGAAUUCAGGGCUGAAUUUUUUGUGGGUAAUGAAAGAACCUUACACAGGGACAGGUUUUUUACCAGUUAAAUUACCAGAUGGAUUUUUGGACAAAGCUGGUGAUAGGGCUAAAAUUGUACAAUGGUGUCCACAAGAACAAGUGUUGGCACAUCCAUCUUUAGCAUGUUUUUUGACCCAUUGCGGAUGGAAUUCGACUAUGGAAUCACUAGCAAUUGGUACACCAAUUAUUGCUUUUCCUCAAUGGGGUGAUCAAGUACUUGAUGCUAAGUAUUUAGUGGACGUAUUUAAAGUUGGGAUUCGCCUGUGUAGAGGUGAGGACGAAAAUAGAAUUAUUCCUCGAGAGGAAGUUGAGAAUUGCGUGAGGGAGGCGACGAGCGGAGCAAAGGCGGCGGAGAUGAAAGAAAAUGCGUUGAAGUGGAAGAAAGCGGCGGAGGAUGCGGUGGCUGAAGGUGGCUCCUCCCAGCAGAAUCUGCAGGCUUUUAUUGACGAUAUCAUCACAACAUGUACUGCUGAAAAGUUCAAGAAAUCUGGCCUGUACUAAAUGUUUUUAUGGUCCAAAACAGGAGAUCGACCACCUUAGAAAUUAUAGUACUUAACUAGUUGAAUUAAAGUUGUGUAUUUAAUAUUUGAAACAUCGAAUUAGACUAUGUUUCCAGUUUGUUAUAAUAAUAAUAAUAGAUCCACAUUGUCCGUUUGACUGCUAAAGGAAGCUAGCUUUCUUCUAGAAACUCAACGUGAGAAUUAAUAAUAUUUUCUUAAACA
This is a messenger RNA of Nicotiana tabacum (common tobacco), 1868 nucleotides long. Its product is annotated as gallate 1-beta-glucosyltransferase 84A24. Lineage: Eukaryota; Viridiplantae; Streptophyta; Magnoliopsida; Solanales; Solanaceae. Gene Ontology annotation, molecular function: quercetin 7-O-glucosyltransferase activity; quercetin 3-O-glucosyltransferase activity. The record is from RefSeq and is a predicted model, not a curated record.